GUAACUCAAUGCAUAAAAUAUUCCCAAUACAUGGAAAGUUGAUAGAAAGCGGUUUUGUUUGUCAAAUCGAUAAGAUGUGAGUUUUGGUAUCAUGAGUCGCAUUUGGAGAUCACCAAAGGCAGAUAAAAAUGUCCCAAGCUGUCCUAAAGUUGAGAAUUUAACAGAACUUGACAAGCUUUAUCUUCUUCUGGCUGAACACAGCCUUGGAGAUAGCUUCAAUGUGUUGUGUUAUGACCUGAAAAUCCGUUCUAUUAAUGAUUUGAAUGGAUUAGAUGAUGAAGCACUGAAGAGACUUAGAUUUCUUAAGUUUGGUAAAGAUCAGCUGAAACAACUGCCACAGAAAGUAGGGAAAAAUGAUUUUGUUAGUUUGGCACUGAAAUAUGGGAAACUUCCUUACAGAGCCCAAUUAGAGUCCCAUGGAGUACCAUUUAUAUCUGUGGAUGAAAUUCAUGUUGUGAAGAAGACUGCGUCAGGACCAGUAUCAGGAUCUGUUUUUGAAGCCAUCUGGACAAAAUCUAAUGGAGAGAAGAUUCGAGUUUGUUUGAGGUAUGAUCGAGGUCAAGCCCAAAGGAAGCAUUUUCUCCAUGAGGCAGAAUUAACAGCUUCAGUAAAUCAUGAGAAUCUCCUUCAUCUUUAUGGAGUGAUUCUUCCAGGACUGUACACUGACUCUGUAGCUCUGGUGGUAGAUUUUGCUGAAUAUGGGAACAUCAAUGAAGCCAUGCCACUACAGUCAGUGUACAGUCUGGUGAAGGUGAUUACCCAGAUUGCAGCAGCCUUGGAAUACCUUGACAGUAAAGGUCUGGUUCAUAUGCGAAUAACACCUGUUUCUGUGUUUGUGGUUGCACCGGGCAAGGCCAAACUGGGAGGACUCUGGGGAUGUUUUCGAAGGGACCAAAAAGAGAUGACUCAAUCCUCUGUCAAAUCUUCUACAAAAAAAGGGGAGGUAGUCUGCUGGUUUGCACAAUUUGCUAAAGACAUGUUUCGAACUUUGGCAUUCCAUCAAGAUUUUUUAUCCUCCACAAGAGAAAAGCUUGUUAAUAGAGCCCUCAUGCCAGAUGUGCUGAAGAAUUUAUUUGAGCAAUGCAAUGCAAAAAACCCAAAGAACAGACCACGAAUGUCUGAUGUAGCAAAAACUCUUUCAACGUUUUCUCUUCCCAAGCUACUGGUCAAAGCGGAUUGUAAUGGUCAAACAUCACACAAACUCAGUUGUAAAAAGGGGGAAGUUAUUCUACUGAUUUCAAAAGCAUUUCACUUUUUGGAAGAGAAAGUGGCCAGUUCUUCGGGAAAUGAGGCGUGGCUGUGUGAAAAAAGGAAUGGUUCGAUGGGUUUGCUUGAUCCUUCAAACGCAGAAGAACUCCUUGGACACGAAGAUAUCAGUUGGGAAACGCUGAAUCAAAAUGUCGAAGAAGAGCCAAGUCAGACCUCAUCAGAAGCAAAACCUGACAAAGACUCGACUGUUCCUCCCGAGAUCCAAGCGCGUGGAAUCGAGGCAAAGCAUGCUUUCCAGCGAGCACUCAAAAAGGGUAAGGUCCGGGUGUAUCGUGGGCGCGUCAUGCUGAUUGGCCAGAACAGAGCCGGAAAGACAAGUUUAAAGAAGUCGCUACUGGGUUUGAAGUUUGAUCCUGGAGAGGAAAGUACUGAAGGAAUUGAAGUAGACCCGUCCCGCUUCGAAUUGGACGUUGACCGCGUGAUGAACUGGCAGCUUGUAAAGAACGAGAAAUUUACGUCUGAGUUUGCGGAUGAUAUUGCAAGACUUGUUGUGGGCGAGUUGCGCUCAGGGGACGAGGAAAAGAAACCAGAGGUCAACUCCUCGGAAGUCGAGCCUGUGCAAACUGACGUCACACAGGGAGCAUCAGCGCCACAGAGUGACCAGGUAGCAGCAACAAGUUUUGCAGAACAGGACUUCCCUGCAGACACCCCUUCGGAUCAUUCGUCUGCUGCUGGCGCCGGCCUAGCUGAGUUGUUACAAGAUGCAGAGCGGUUUCACAUUGAAGUUGACAGUUCGCGGACCGUGCCUGAAGAUGUCAAAUCUCUAGUGGCUAAAUACUUAGAGAGUCAAGCAGGCGGUGAACAACAGGCAAGCGAUAGAGAGACAGUUGUCACGAUUUGGGACUUCGCGGGGCAACAUCUGUAUUACGCCUCACACCCUGUGUUUCUAUCCCCUCGGGCUGUUUACGUGCUCGUGUACAACUUGAGCAAGGAAUUGAGCGCUAAUAUGGAGCCCUGUGUUCGUCAGGGCGUUCACGAUUUUAUUCCCCACUCCAGUGGUGACGAAACUAACUUGGACAGCAUUCUAUCGUGGCUCGUUUCUAUACACAACCUUAGUGCAGAGGUUAGGGCUAAAGAGAAGGACCAGGAAGAGGAACAGCCAUAUUUGAGGCCCCCAGUGAUCAUAGUGGGUACUCACGCAGACAACCCGUUCGAGGACCCUAAACGUAUGGAGACCCAAAUCAAAACGAGCCUUUCUAGGAAGACCUACGCGCAGCAUGUUCGCAGACCGUUUUACCGAGUGGAUAACACGCGGUCUGGGGAAGACGAGGGUGUCCGGAAGGUGCGACAGGAAAUUAGAGAGGUCCUACGCUUGGAGCCCUACAUGGGAGAAGACGUUCCCGUACGCUGGUUCAACUUCGAGAGGGUCGUGGAGGCGCUGGUCCAACAGAAAGUUUUCUACCUGAAGGUUUCUCAGUUGUACUUCAUCGUGAGUAAGACAUGCCUUAUCGAGGAUGAGACGGAGAUGGUUGCCAUGUUGGACUUUUAUCAUGACUUGGGUAUUGUAAUCUGGCAUGGUGACACUGUGGUGCUUCAAACACAAUGGCUGAUUCAUUUGUUUAGGAAACUCAUCACUAUACGACCCUUUGAUGAACAGAAUCCGCGGCAUGCAGCAGCCUGGAACGAGCUGGAAGAAACCGGCCUUUUGAGCAUGCGCUUAGUUGAUCACGUGUUUGCUGAAUUCUUGUGCGAUGGCCAGUCACAGAACGACAUUCUGUGUAUGAUGGAAAUGUAUGGCCUGAUUGCAAGAUUCACACCUAAAAGUGAAGCUGGAGAAGAUUCGCCGGCCGUCAAGUAUUUUGUCCCAGCACAGCUCUGUUCGUGUCCAGAGACAGAACUGGACACAACAGAGAGUGAAAUUUGUCCUCUGUACAUCAACUUUGCGGAUGGUUUUCUCCCACAUGGUUUGUUUCCGCAGCUGGUUUCUCGGUUCAUCUCGGUUUGUCCCGAGUUGGGCUGUACAGAUGAACCAAACCUAUUUCAAAAUCUUGCUAGGUUUAUUCUGGGCGAGAGUGAUUUAUUUCUCAUUGGCAAACAGUCGUUUAUCAAAGUAAUUCUCCAGACAAAGAACUCAGAUGACCUGGCCGGUUUGGUCCGCGAGCGUCUGGAGUCGAUUCUGAGUAGUCUAUCAAGUGACUUUGCAUGUCUUCGUAACAUGCGUUAUGAAUUCUCCGUAGCUUGUCCUUCGUGUUGCAACAAAGCCUCAACAAAGAAUAAGACCAAGUCCUGUACCGAAAACGACCGCAUUCACUUCAUUCCCAUUUCAAAUGACGGAAAAUUGAUUUGUACGAAGACUUUUGGUGCCCGUUCGCGACUGGAGAUUCCCGGUAUAGACAAAUGGCGUGGUUGUGUCAAAAACGUAAGUUAAGACUUUUCAACCUUCUUAACUUGAAAUUCUUUUAUCUAAGAAAAUACCCUGUCCUUCUUUGAGAUUUCCUU
Molecule: messenger RNA, 3708 nt
Organism: Stylophora pistillata
Lineage: Eukaryota; Metazoa; Cnidaria; Anthozoa; Scleractinia; Pocilloporidae
Biological process (GO): protein phosphorylation; signal transduction
Molecular function (GO): protein kinase activity; ATP binding
Source: RefSeq, a predicted model, not a curated record